Molecule: messenger RNA, 1217 nt
Organism: Cicer arietinum (chickpea)
Lineage: Eukaryota; Viridiplantae; Streptophyta; Magnoliopsida; Fabales; Fabaceae
Product: homeobox-leucine zipper protein ATHB-5-like
Biological process (GO): positive regulation of DNA-templated transcription
Cellular component (GO): nucleus
Molecular function (GO): DNA-binding transcription factor activity, RNA polymerase II-specific; sequence-specific DNA binding
Source: RefSeq, a predicted model, not a curated record
CAUCUGAAUGAAUAGCUAAACAGUGAGUCUGGUUACAGUGUUUGUUGCUCUGUCUGAGCGUGUGUGUGUGUGUGUGUGUGUCUCUUUGAUUAGUUAAUCAUUAGAUAGACAAAUUAUUUGUUUGCUUAUCACAUUUGUCCUAUCCUCUGAAUUUACCUUUAAUUUGUUACAUAGGAAUCCACCCUAUGGAAAAACAUUAUAAUAUAAAAUUAACUGUGUAUGUGUGUGGGUGUUGAAACCACCAACAAAACAUUUUUUUAAUAUAUAUAUAUAAUCUUCUGUUAUCUAUCCCAACCUUGGUUCUAUUUUGCAAGCACACAGUGGAAGAUCUCAAAUAAUGAAGAGGUUCAAUAACUCAAACACUAUGGCUUCUUUGCUUUCCAUAUAUCCAUCCAAAGGGGUGGAUGAGAGGAAUGAAACAAAAGGUUAUAGUGAAGAAUUUCAAGCAAUGUUAGAUAGAUUGGAACAAGAAGAUAGUUAUGAAGAUGCUAGUUUAAUGUUAGAGAAGAAAAGAAGAUUGGGUUUUGAUCAAGUGAAAGCUUUAGAAAAGAGCUUUGAGUUGGACAAUAAGCUAGAGCCAGAGAGAAAAGUGAAACUAGCUGAAGAAUUAGGCUUGCAACCUAGACAAGUUUCGAUUUGGUUCCAAAAUCGUCGUGCUCGUUUGAAAACUAAACAAUUGGAGAGAGAUUAUGGUGUUCUUAAGUCCAAUUUUGAUGUUCUUAAGGUUGAGUAUAGUAAUCUUCAGCAAGAGAAUGAAGCUCUUACUACAAAGGUAAGAGAAUUGAAAGCAAAAUUAUUAAGAGAUGAAAGCAAUGAGACAGAGAAAGAAGAAUCUCCAAUUUCAAGUGGUGUGGUUAAGGAAGAAAUUAGCAAUGUUGAUGAUUCAUCUUUGUGUUUCAAUGGAUCUUAUGUGCCAAGUACAACAAGUUCAAUGAUAAAUUUGGUUCACUAUUAUGAUUCAAGAGGGUCUCCUGAAAAAAUAUUUCAGAAUCACUUUAUGAGAAUGGAGGAGCAAAAUUUCUUUAGUGUCAGUGAAUUAUGCAAUUUCUUUUCUGUAGAUCAAUCUCCUACUUUGUGAUAAAUUGGAUUUGGUAGUUUAAGAAUAAUGUCACUACCAAGAGAUCAUAUCUGUUAUGAUCAUUGAAGAAUUAAUACAAGUUUUGUAAUAAUAGAAUAUAAGUAAAUCAUACUAUAAGAUUUAAAUAAUUCCUUAUUAA